AUGCCCUGUUUUGCACUUGUUAUUGCGGUGAAGGAGGAGGAGGAGGAGGAGGAGGAGGAGGAGGAGGAGGAGGAGGAGGAGGAGGAGGAGGAGGGGAGGAGGAGGAGGAGGAGCAUUGGAAGUGGGCCAGAGUGCUGGUUUGUCUGUGUCUGUUGCCCGUGUGCGUUGCUGCAGAUCAUUGAUGUGGUCGCCAAACACGGAUCCAAGCCUGUCGCCUGCCAUUUCCGACCUCACCCGCCUCACCUCUCUCUCUUUGACACGCGCUCAACUGGGCACAACAGUCCCAAGGGCCUGCGGGAUGUGGGACUCACGGGUGCCAUUGCUCCAGAGAUCAGCAAGCUGACUCGACUCAGCGACCUUGACUUGUCCUACAACUUGCUGGCAGGGCCCCUGCCAACCGUCCUCUGUAUCCCUACCCUCACAAACUUGGCCUUGAGCGUCAACCUCUUCACGUCCAUCCCUGCGGCGGUCUCCGUCAUGAAAAGCCUCAAAAGCCUUCGCUUGGACCGCAACAGACUCACAGGGUCUAUUCCCCCUCAAAUCAGUGUGAUGAAAGACCUCUAUAACCUGGAACUGCAAGAGAACGCGCUGACAGGACCCAUCCCCGCGCAACUCUCUGGCUUGCGCUCCUUGAAUUACCUUCAGUUGCAACUCAACAAGCUAUCGGGUUUGCUUCCUACAUUUCCACCACUUAUGAAGACAAUCAAUCUGAUGAGCAACCAGCUGGAUGGAAGUGUCCCAAAGUUCACUUCUCAGAAAUACCUCCUACAGCUGAACCUGGACAACAACAGGCUCACGGGAUCGGUGCCUUCUGGUUUCAGCGCUUCCGUUGAGAGAAUUUCGUUGCGCAACAACCGACUCUCUGGCAGGAUUCCUCCCAGCUUCUUCAGAGACAAUCAGGCUGCGCAGAAAUUAGCAGGAAACAGUGUGCAAGCAGCCCAACUCAUCACCAUCGAAGCGCUGGGAGACCUCACGUAUCUUGACCUUAGCUCCAACUCCCUUGAAGGAAACAUCCCCGAUCAGAUAUCCGAGCUCACGAGACUCUAUGUCCUUGACCUUAGCUCCAACUCCCUUGAUGGUACUAUCCCCAAUAAGAUGUCCACAGUCACGCAACUCAUGACCCUUGACCUUAGCUCCAACUCCUUUUCUGGAAGCAUCCCCGAUUGGAUAUCCACGCUCACGUAUCUAACUGUGCUUGACCUUAGCUACAACUCCCUCAAUGGGACCAUCCCGAGCGGAGUAGGCGAGCUUGGGUAUCUCAAUGUGAUGGACCUGAGCAACAAUCAGCUGAGCGGGAGCAUUCCGCAGAGCCUGUCUCGUCUCCAAUAUAUGACAAUGCUUGACCUGAGCAAUAACCUGCUUAAUGGAACCAUCCCCGAUCAAAUAUCCGAGCUCCAGCAACUCAGUGUGCUUGACCUGAGCAACAAUCGCCUGAGCGGGAGUGUGCCACAGGGCUUGACCGGACUCACUCAGCUCACAGUCCUGAGCCUGCGCAACAACCAGCUGAGCGGCUGUCUGCUGCAGCCCAUCCCGCCAUAUGUCAAGCAAUACCAGCUCGACAGCAACUUCUUCUCCUGCGGCUUCUCCUCUCCGCCUGACUGCACCCAGACCAUCAUAGCCGUGCAAGCCAACUGCCUCGGAGCCACCUACGUGCCGCCCUGCCCCAUGGACCCUCAGCGAGUGAAGGAGGUCUGUGCUUCCUUCUGCGGCCUCACUGCCACCUCGCUUCCUUGCGCCGGCCACGGCACCUGCUUCUAUUCUGGUCCCAAUAAGAUCCCCACGUGCACCUGCAACACCGGGUAUGCCAACGGGGAGGUCCCAGGGACGUGCGUGGCAGUUGCUGCUGGUGGCGUGACUCCUGCUGACUUUUCCCUUCUGACCUCAAUAAGCGUUGCUUCUGGCGAUGGCGGCGGCGCGGCGAUGGCGGUGAGCGGAGCAGCAGCGGCGCAGGCGGAUAACAGUGUGGUGCUGACGAGCAACCAGCAGGCGGCGUGGGGAGCGGCGUUCCUGGUGUCGCGCGUGCGCCUCUUCUCCUACGCUGUCAAGAACCACUCGUGUGGCCGUGAGAUCGCCCUCAAGCUCUCCUUCUCCUUCUCCAUCACCUCAGCCAUCGGCAGCAACAACGUCGGCAAGGGCGGGCUCGCGUUUGUGAUCGCAGCAAGGGACGAAAUCCCUGGUGGGGACGGCAGCACACUGGGCUACUCCGGCAUGAACGAGCGCAGCAUUGCAGUGGAGUUUGACACGUUUCAGGAUGCGAGCAGCAGCGACCCAGACAGCAGCCACGUGGGCAUCAACAUUGGUGGCUCCGUGGUGUCUAUUUCUACAGCCGCCGUGCCAGGGCUCAACUCAGGGAGCACCAAAUAUGCAUGGAUUGAAUACUCUCCGGGGAAAGGGGGCCUGCUUUCGGUGUAUGUGGCCAGUUCGGCCACUCGCCCGGCCAAGCCGGUUCUCGAGCGCAGCGUGUCGCUGUGUGGCGUGCUGAAGCCCACGUUUGAGGAUGCGACGUUUGUGGUUGGCUUCACUGCUGCCUCGUCUGAUCCCCCCCAGAAGCACACGGUGAUGCAGUGGUCGCUGGAUACAGGUAGCGGUUGCUUGGACACCAUAACAGCCCUGCCGCUGGGUUUCACGCUAGCAGAGGCCACGUUCACCACCUCAGGAGUCAACCUCUUCUUCCGCUAUGCGAGUGCUGGCGCUCUUCAACCGCCCACAGGGGGAGCACCUGGGGCGAGCACGGACGAGGAGCAGCAGUGGGCAGUGGCGACGAACAUGACAUGGGUGCGCGCAGAUCUGCUUCCCAGCUGGUCGGUGCCUAACCAGGCGGGGUGUGGUGACUGCUGGGCCUACGCUGUCGUCGCCAGCAUAGAAGCCGCGUAUGCCAUCCUCUCAGCCAAUGGCUCUCUGCCUGUCUUCUCCGUUGACUCACUUGUUGCCGACAUGAAGGCUGAUUGCUCCGGAGGAUCGCCCUCCAAGGCCUUCCAGUACCUGCUUUCUGUUAGCAAGCGCGGCGGCGGGCUGGAGGUGCAACAGGUGGGAGGAGGAGGAGGAGCAAGGGUAAGAAAGGGCGGAGGGAGGGGUGCGACGGGUGUGGCUGUGGCAGCAGGAAGCGGCAGUGCAGUGGGUUUGCAAGGGAAACAAGGGAAACAGGGGACACCGACAGCAGCAGCGGCGACGGCAGCUGCGGCAGCAGCGGGUCAGAGUCCACUGUGCUCGCCGUUGCUGAAGCCGAUAGCAGCCCUAUUUGGAGUGAACUGCACACCACCCAAGCAGAGAACGGGAUCCACUGUGGUGCGCCCGGGCUACAGCAUAACGGGCUUUGAGCGGGCGGCAUUCUACAGCUGGUUCGGCCUGGUGCUGGCGGUGCAGCGGCAGCCCGUGGUGGUGCACAUAGAGGCGUCUGCUGACUCCUUUCUCAACUACGAUGGGGACCCAGCGUGCUUCACGUACAACCUGAACCACGUGGUGCUGCUGGUGGGGUACCGCCUGGUGGGGUUUGACGAAGCCUUUCCCCACAUGGCGCCACCUUAUUGGAUCAUCCGCAACUCAUGGGGGCCUGACUGGGGCGAUGGGGGCUACAUGCGCAUGGACAUCCAGGGGGGGGAUGGCGUUUGCGGCAUCAACACUCUGCCGGGGAUCUACCCCAUCGUUCUUGACAAGCAGGACCCGUGCAAUGGCCGGGCGCACCAUGACACCAUCGGUGCCGUGUUGAACCCAUGCGGCAACUUUGUGUGCUCUCUCACUGCUGACCGCAAGUCCAACCGCUGCGACUGCAAAACCGCAACCGAUGGCCGAUUCAUUGAGGCCAUCAACACCGAUGGCUCGCGCACCUGUGCCUACGUGGAUGCCUGUGCAGCGCAAAUCCGCAACCCGUGUGCGGUGGGCACGUGUGUGAAUGACGGGGCGGGGUCGUACUCGUGUGUGUGUCCACCGGGCUUCAGGCAGGGCACCACCGUCGAUGGCACCUUCUCCUGCGCUCCCGGCAGCACCAACGGCACCUACACCGUCAUCUCACUCAAUGUCAAGUGCUCAGACGUCUUUCCCAUCUACGGCCUCUCUCUGGAGCAACUCAAGCAGCAGAACCCGGCCAUCUCGUGUGAAGCACCUUUACCAGUGGGCUCGGUGCUGCAAGUAGCCCCGCCCACCGCCGUUACCCCCUGCACUGUCUACUACACCACAGAGGAGGGCGACACCUGUGAGGCCCUGGCGACCUACUUCUCUCUCGCCAGCACCUGCCCAUCCCCCGAGUGCACGGCAGCCUUCCAGGCGCUCAACUUGGGGGUGGACUGCAGCGCCAACAGCGGGCAGCUGCCGGCGAGCCAGGCGGUGUGUGUGGAGCGGCGGGCGGAGAUGGCAGGCCUCGUGGCGCUGUGCUCGCAGUAUUACUUCGUGGAGAGCGCCGAGACGUGCGAGUCCAUCCGCAACGUGCCCGACCCGCCUCUCUCCCGCGUUGACUUUUACCGCCUCAACCCCGGCAUCAAGUGCAGCCGCCUCGUGCCCAAGACGGACGUUGGCAGCUUUACUGGGUUUGAGGCUCCAGAGGAGGAGGAGGAGGAGGAGGAGGAGGAGGAGGAGGAGGAGGAGGAGGAGGAGGAGGAGGAGGAGGAGGAGGAGGAGGAGGAGAUGCAUGCGGAGGGCGUGAGGGAGGUGGCCGUGGCAACCGGCCUAGAGGUGCUGUACCAGGAGACCCCCAACUACCGCGGAGCGGCGGCUGAGGCUGACCGCAUGAUCGAGCCUAGGGAGACGGCUAGGCAUGCCUGGCGAGUGCCUGACCUGGGUGUUAGGGAGCCUGCUAUUUGUUAA
Messenger RNA from Closterium sp. Naga37s-1, 4797 nucleotides. The record is from the annotation of a GenBank genome assembly. Lineage: Eukaryota; Viridiplantae; Streptophyta; Zygnematophyceae; Desmidiales; Closteriaceae.